Messenger RNA from Mustela erminea (ermine), 1717 nucleotides. RefSeq names its product RBMX like 2 (gene RBMXL2). Gene Ontology annotation, cellular component: spliceosomal complex. Gene Ontology annotation, molecular function: RNA binding. Bases 292 to 1470 code for a protein of 392 amino acids. Gene Ontology annotation, biological process: positive regulation of mRNA splicing, via spliceosome. The record is from RefSeq and is a predicted model, not a curated record. NCBI's taxonomy places the organism in Eukaryota, Metazoa, Chordata, Mammalia, Carnivora, Mustelidae. The transcript has a single exon.
AGGUCAAGAAGCCCACGUUGAAAGACUUUCCCCGAAGGUGGCCCCCCGGGACCACCAGCCAAUCAGGAUUAGAAAGAGCCCCGCCAGGUUGCGCUCCCUGACCCAAAGGCACACACCCCAGCGUUCCGCUUGCGCAGCGGGGCCGCACACCGCGGUUCCGGGGCUCCGCGACGACGCGCUGCCUGACCGGUAGGAGCCGCCGUCGACGAGCGACGGGUGCCGUCCAGGCCACGCCGGGUGCCGUCCCCUCGCCUCCCCCCACCCCCGCCACCGAUCCCUCAACCGGCGGACAUGGUUGAGGCAGAUCGCCCCGGGAAGCUUUUCAUUGGGGGGCUCAACCCCGAAACCGAUGAAAAAGGCCUAGAGGCCGCGUUUGGCAAGUAUGGCCGCAUCAGCGAAGUUCUCUUGAUGAAAGAUCGAGAAACCAGCAAGUCCAGGGGCUUCGCGUUUGUCACCUUCGAAAGCCCCGCGGACGCCAAGGCCGCCGCCAGAGACAUGAACGGCAAGUCCCUGGAUGGUAAGGCCAUCAAGGUGGCCCAGGCCACCAAGCCGGCGUUUGAGAGCGGGCGGCGGGGCGCGCCGCCGCCGUCCCGCAGCCGCGGUCGCCCCAGGGGCCUGCGCGGGAGCCGCGGGGGCGGCGGAGGCCCGCGGCGACCCCCGUCCCGGGGCGGGCCGGCGGACGACGGCAGCUACGCGGGGGAUUUCGAUCCGCGGCCCUCUAGGGCCCCGCUGCCCAUGAAGCGUGGACCGCCACCGCGCAGGGCCGGGCCGCCCCCCAAGAGGGCCGCACCGUCGGGCCCGGCUCGCAGCGGCGGCGGCGGCGGCGGCGGCAUGCGCGGGCGGGCUACGACCGCGCGGGGGCGAGACGGCUACGCGGGCCCGCCGCGCCGGGACCCGCCGCCUCUGCGCCGCGACCCCUACCUAGGCCCCCGGGAGGAGGGCUACUCGCCCAGAGACGGCUACUCGAGCCGAGACUACCCCCGCGAGUUUGCUCCCUCGCCCCGAGAGUACACCUACCGCGAUUACGGCCACGCCAGUGCCCGGGACGACUGCCCGUCGAGAGGCUACGGCGACCGAGACGGCUAUGGGGGGCGCGACCGUGACUACGCGGACCACCCGAGUGGAGGCUCCUACCGAGACCCCUUCGAGAGCUACGGAGACCCGCGCAGUGCCGCCACAGCGCGGGGGCCCCCGCCUUCUUACGGCGGAGGAGGCCGCUACGACGACUACCGCGGCUGCUCACCUGACGUCUACGGCGGCGGCCGCGACGGUUACGGCGGCGGCCGCAGCGACCGCUACUCGAGGGGCCGCGACCGGGUAGGCAGAGCCGACCGCGGGCUCUCCCCGUCCUUGGAAAGAGGGUGCCCUCCCCCGCGCGAUUCUUACAGCCGCUCUGGCCGCAGGAUCCCCAGGGGCGGAGGCCGCCUGGGAAGCCGCCCCGAGAGAGGGGGAGGCCGCAGCAGAUACUAAGUACCAACAGACUUGGGACCAAAAUGCCGUUUUCACAGAAACUAACGAAAAGAAGAGUCUGUGCCCUGGUAAACUACCCAAGGACUAGUACAAGGAAGAGUUGUUUUUACCUUUUAAGAAUUUUCUGUUAACCUCCUCUCCAUGAUUUUUGUGCUUUUGGGAGGAAAAAGUUAAAACUCGUUUAAUUGCGUUUUGGAAUUGUUAACGUUUCUUUCAACAAGCUCAUGUUAAAAGUGUAAGACUUGAA